UGCACCCUUAUGUUUGUGGCUUUCUAACCUAUACAUCAUACAUACAGAGCAACAAGUGCUUAGCCAGUCAGUUUACUAUUGUGUAUUGUUCUUCUUCUUGGCAGUUAUUUCGUUAUUUAUUGUGAAAUGAGGAUAUGUUAUUUGUAAAAACAAUAGAGAGCUGAACGAGACUUGGAUAUAUUUGUUCUUGAAAGAAUAAAAUUUAAAGUUAUUCCAAUAAUGGCAGAGAUGAUGGAAAUAAAUGAGUUCAAAAUUGAUAGCAGUGACGAAGAAGAUAGUACUGACGAAGAAGAUAGUACUGACGAAGAAGAUAGUAUUGGCGAAGAAGAUAGUAUUGGCGAAGAAGAUAGUGCUGCCGAAGAAGUUAGUACUGACGAAGAAGACAGUACCGAUGAAGAAGAUAGUACUGGCGAAGAUAUGUAUUGCGAUAACGAAGCACCAAAAAGAGUGAACCUUAUGGCUAUGUGCGUACCAUUAACAGCGCAUCCAGAUAUAAGGGCUCUUGAUCUUUUCGUUAUGGAUUUAAGCAUAGCGAUAAAACACAAUGCUUCCAUUGAGUCUAUACUAGAUAAAUUUAUAUGGUUGACAAAAUUUUAUCGGAGUAUCAAUCUCCCCAUCACUAAAGAUGACUUAUGGAACAGACUGGGUAUUAAUAAUAAUAACUUAGUUACUUAUUUAUAUUGCCAACUUUGCAAACAAGAGAUUGGAAGCAACCGUGUAAUAGAAAAAGAGUGCAAAUGCGGUAGUUGCGGCCCAAAUCUCGACGAAUCAAACGUUGCAACUUUUAUUCAUAUACGCACAAUUCCUCAGCUACAAGAUCUCUUAAAAAUUCCGAAUAUUGCCGAAUCUUUAAAAUAUAGGGACAACAGGUGUAAAGUAAAUUCAGAUGGCAUUGAAGAUAUUUACGACGGUGAACGGUACAGGCAGCUGAGAAACCCUGGGAAUUUCUUGUCGAAUCCGAACAACUUUUCUCUGUCUCUAUGGACCAAGGGAAUUAAAUUGACAAAGUCGUCUGUCAAAAUGUAUCCUGUCAUGUUGCAGUUAAACGAGUUGUCGCCUUUCUCUCGAACGCAAAAUAUGUUCCUUGCCGGACUUUGGAUAGCAAAGAAAAAUCCAAUCAUGAACUCUAUUCUGCGUCCGAUCUGCAACGAGCUGAGGGAGUUGUAUUCUAACGGAAUUUCUUGGACACCGGAUGGAGAAACUGAGAUAGUGAGUCGAUUUAUAACAACAACAUUUAUAGCAGAUUCAUUGAUGAAGGCGGACGUUUUACGUAUGGAAAAGUGUAAUGAAACGAAUGGAUGUCCUUACUGCUUGGUUCAGGGUCAAAUGGAGGGAAACUGUUGGGUUUAUAAAGCAGGAGAGCACCCGUUACGAACAAGUGACUCAAUACGUAAGUGUGGGUUACAACAUGUCCUUGAAGGAACACCAUUGACAAAUGGUGUAAAAGGCGUUUCGAUUUUAUUUUUAUUGCCUUCAUUUGAUCUCAUUGAGAAUGUGCCGAUAGAUUGCGCUCAUAAUGCAUAUCUUGGAGUUGCCAGAGAAUUGGCUAGACGUUGGUUUACUGAUUCAAAAGAGGAGUGGUAUAUUAGAAAUCCUGAUUCAUUAACAGCAAUUGACGCCAAGUUACUUACCUUCACAUCUUCCAUGAAUAUUUCAAAAAAGCCUUGCAGAAUUCAAUUAUGCGACACGUGGAAGGCGUCUGAGUGGCGUGACUGGCUACUGUAUUUCGCACUUCCAUGCAUCCAGGAACUUUUGCCUCAGCGUUAUUUGUGUCAUUUUGAAAAACUCGUUAACGCUAUUCGCAUUCUUAAUUCCACUUCAAUCAGCCAAGAGGAUUUGACUACUGCUGAUGGCCUUAUUACUUCUUUUGUUCACGACUACGAAAUUCUGUACGGUUUAAAAAACAUGGUGUUCGAUAUUCACCUUCUGAGUCAUCUUACAAAUUCUGUUCGAAAAUGGGGUCCUUUGUGGUCACAUUCGGCUUUACCGUUUGAAUCGCUUGUUAGAAAAGUCGCGAAUUACAUUAAAAGUCCCACUCACGUGGCUGAUCAAGUAUUGUGUAGAUUUUUUAUGCAGAAAUUCGUGAUUGUAGCGCCAAAAAUAUCAACCAUAAGUGAUAGAGCUCGCGGAGGGAUGAAUCGUGUUUUGAAAAAUUGUAAUGUGCACGUGGAAGGGUCGACAGAAGGACAUUACUUCAUUGGUUCAGGAAAAGGAAUGCUUCGUUGCCCUCAGGAAGAAGAAAUCCGAUUAGUAAGAGCUGCUGGGAAGAUUAUUAAUCACGAUAGGAAUAUACAGCUGUUUAAGAAGGCUUGCAUUCAUGGUGUGGAGUACAGGAUUUUCGAGAAUAACGGAAAAAAGUUUUCUAAUCACAUUGUUUUCUCUUCCAAUUUAAAGUUUUUCAAGGUAGAGAAAAUUUUGUCCUACAAACAUGGUGAGAAGAUAGUGGCUGGUAUUAUUGGUAAAUUAUUACACAACGACGGAAUCGUUGACAGAUUGCAACGCCUUGUUGAAACAGAGGAAAAACAUUUCAUCCCUUAUCACGAUAUUAGGUGUCCAGGAUUUAUUAUUUCGAACGAGGAUAGUCUUGCUGCUGUACCACUGACUAAUAUCUGGGAAAGUUAUUAAUUAACGUUAAGGCUAAUUGUGUUCAACAAUAAAGACAAUUAAGAAACUAUUUUUUAUAACAAUAAACUUGUGAUGUUGUGUAUUUCUUAAUACAUCGAGACAGAAAUUGUUCCUUCGCUUGCAGUCCAAGAUCUACAGUAUUAUCUUUUGAAAGAGAAAAUUUACUUUAUCCCCAUAUUUUUUAUACUUAUGUACCACGAUUUCUAGUAAACUUUAUUUGUGAAAAAUUUACGAAUGUCAAACUCAAAUUUAAAAAUGUUAGUUGGUUUAAUGAAUGUAUUUUGAAUUGAAGGUAAAACGCAAUUCUUUAUUUUAUGUUGUUUAUUCGCAAACUAUUCGUAAAAAGAGAAAUGAAUUCUUGAUAGUCAAUUAUUGCUUUUGGUACGAAAGAAUAUUUUUCUAUAAACUUUAUUGUAUGUAAGUACAUAAAUAAAUUGUAAUUUUUGUAAA
Molecule: messenger RNA, 3075 nt
Organism: Leptopilina heterotoma
Lineage: Eukaryota; Metazoa; Arthropoda; Insecta; Hymenoptera; Figitidae
Exons: 2
Coding region: 220-2625 (801 amino acids)
Source: RefSeq, a predicted model, not a curated record